Molecule: messenger RNA, 320 nt
Organism: Candidula unifasciata
Lineage: Eukaryota; Metazoa; Mollusca; Gastropoda; Stylommatophora; Geomitridae
Source: the annotation of a GenBank genome assembly
UGUUCAGAGACGUACAACAAAAUGCGAAGUGUCUCGAUGAUCACAGACUGUUUGAUACCAUUGCAGAAUCUGCUAAGGACUGCAUACUCGACUCUAAGCCUUCUUCAGGCAAACACUACAGUGAGUGUCGAGAAGCAAGAAUCGCGCAGUGGUGCACUGUGAGGUCGUACUUUGCACACUGUGGUCAAGCGGCUGGCGAACUCGCCUUUGAAAUCUCUGAAAGGAUUCUCAACUCUUCGCCUCGAUAUCAAUGCCCUAGUACCGACCCACACAACGACCUGAAACGUGGGUUUGACCUUUUAGGGAAGAGGUUUGUGUGA